Molecule: messenger RNA, 3048 nt
Organism: Trichomonas vaginalis G3
Lineage: Eukaryota; Parabasalia; Trichomonadida; Trichomonadidae
Exons: 1
Coding region: 1-3048 (1015 amino acids)
Source: RefSeq, a predicted model, not a curated record
AUGUUAGCGAUUUUUCCUCUGUUUAUCAGGUCAGAUUUAAAUGUUUGUAUUGAUCAAACAGAGGAAUACAACAACUGUCCUACAAAGAAUUAUCAAAUUAUUAAUAAUACCGAUGAUUUAUAUCAUUUACUCGAAAAUACAUCUUCAAAGUUCCAUUUAAUCACAUUUUUAACAGGCGAAAAGAUACUAAAGCUGCCAGUAACAGAAAACUUUCCAAACAAUUUAAUCGUCAAUGGAAAUGACGCUAAUAUAAUUUUACAAAAUCCUAAUUUGUUUCGUGAGACAGUAUUUGAAUUUCGAAAUCUCACUCUUGAUGUUGAAUUAGAUUCUAGCAAUAAAAGGCCAUCAUUUAAAGCAUUUACAGCAGAUGAUGUAAUUUUUACCAAUAAUUUUUCCGAAAUCUCAGUUACUGGCGUAUUAUCUAUUGACGUUGCGUCACUACGAUACUUGAAGAAUGUUAUCGCCGUACAAAUUAUUUUGAAUGACAUAAAAUCUCCUUUAGAUCAGAAAGUAACAUCCACAAUAACUGAUGUUUCUUUGCAAAACGAUGGAUUCAAAGUUUAUUUAUCCAAGAACACAUUCAACAUGAAAUUCACCGAUACUUUAAUAUAUUUCAAAAAUGAAAUCAUAAAUUACACAAUUACUAUGGCAUGUAGCAAAGAACCUACUUCCAGAAUAGAGUUAUCUGAUCAAUCAAUAGAUGCCACAUUAAAUUUAACCUACCACAGGAGUUUGCAUUUCUUCAUUCAAAUUUCUGUUUCGAAUCAAGCCAAAUUACAUGUUUCCAGCAGUACAAGUGAUAAUGUAAAAGAGUCUCUCGAAAUAACAGUCCAAGAUUCCUAUGUUUCCUUUGAUUCUGGCUUGAAUUUUCCUUUAAUUUUAAAUACAAAUGGAAAUUCAACAAUUUUCACUCAAAGUAACAACAUAAGUCUGAAAAAGAUCGAUAUGCAGGUAGGCGCACUUUAUAUUGAUGCUCCACCAGACACUGUCUUUGACAUGGUAUCAGUUUCGAUGCAAGAUUUCACGAGUUUAAUUUCGAAAAAUAGUUUUCGUGUUUUUGUUGAUUUUGCUGAAUUUAAAGGCAACGAAAUCUAUUCAUCAGACGAAGUAUUGUGGGAUGUUGAAUCUGCAAUCGAAGUACGUGAUGCAAAUGUUUCAAUUGCAAAUCUAAAAUCAUAUCCUGAUCUAAAAAUUUUAAACAGAAUCGGUUUAUUGGUAAAUUACACGGGAAUUCACAUCCGAAAUCCAAUUAAUUAUCUGAAUUGGAAUAUAGAAAUGAGAUACUCAGGAUCAGCAUUGCCAACAGAAGAAAAAAUCCAUCAACACAUCAAUCAGACAUACAAUGCUUUUUGCGCGAAAAACAACAUUUGUAAAGAUCAUUUAUAUAAUUUUGAAACAGCAGAAAAAGGAAUUAAAUUCGAACCAACGUGUAGACAAAUAGAUGAUGACUAUUGCAUUGGCGGAUACUACUCAGAUGAUCCAAGAAUGAUUGAUCUACACAUUUGUUACGCGUAUAACAUUAAAUUAUGCGCAAUGGAAGAUUAUUCUUAUUUCUGCACUGUUUCUAAUAUUUCUGACAUCAAAAAUUAUGUUCAAAUAAAGACAAAUAACAUAACAUAUACAUUUAAGUCUACUGCUGAUGUUGCUGUAGGAAUGGGUGAUUUACCUAUAUCGGAUUUCGAUUUAGAAAUAAGAGGUUUUGACCAAUCUUAUAUAAAAUUUGAUGUAAUUUUGCCAACAUUUAACAAACUCAGAAAUCUGAAACUUAAAUCAACAAAAUGUGAGUUCAACAUCCUUACUCAUGAUAAUUUAAUCACGCCGCAGAUUGAUAGCAUCACCAUGUUAGAUAACAGUGUUCUUCUCUUGAAUGAUAGGGAUUUUAAAUUCGAUAUGUCACAUAUUAAAUCAUUUUGGAUUGACCAAACUUCUCUCAAAAAUUUCAAGGCUUAUAAUGGAACCAUGGCAAAUUGUUCUUUACAAACAAAUAAUAUAAGUAUUUCUUUGAUGAAGAAUUCUAUAUAUAUGGAUGGUAAUAUUCAUUCGCUCUCUAGAAUCAAAUCUGUUUUGUUUAUUUGUCCAAAUAAGACAAUUUUAGUUAAUGUAAGCCUUGAAUCAACAUUUUCUGAUUAUGCAACAAUUAAUUUUGCUGGUAAUCCUAAAUCUGAAAUCAAUAUCAACUUCCUCAAUGGUUUUGAUAAUAUUCCAUCCAUGAAAAUCUUCAAUAUCACAUCAAUUGGAAAAGUUUUUAUUAGGUCUUCUUCUCUUUAUCUUCCACUUGCAAUAACAAAUUGCAACGGAGUUUUUUUGUCAACUUUUUCAUCUGCUGUUAGUUUGCAGUCAUUAACAGUUGAUAACUUUAAUUGUACAAUCAAAUUCCCUAGUGACAACAAAAAUAGAACUUUAACUUUUCAAAAAUUGAUUAUUAAUGGAACUUCAUCAGUUUCUUGUGAAUUUUCAACAAUAAGUGAUGCAAUUGUUGAAGAAUUAAUAAUGGAUAAGUUCGCUACUGCUCAUUUUGCUGGUUUGAAGUUUACUAAUUUGGUAAGUUUCAGUUAUGAUACAACUGUUUCUUUCUCUAAUUGUGAUAUUUCUAAAAUGAAAAUUGCUUCUAUAAUAGAAAACAAUUCUGUUGCAGACAUUGCGUUAAGAGAUGCAGAUAUAUAUGAAAUGGUUCCUCCUAUGAAUCAUUUUGUUAUAUUUAAAGACUUUAACUUCGAUCCUUCAAAGGAUUUCGUCAUUGUUGAUGCUUACUCGAAUCAAUUAGCAAGACUUUGGGUAGAUUCUGUGAAAAUUGAUCCGAAAGUUGUUAAAUUAAAUGGUGUGAAAUACUACACGAAAACAGAAGUAUCCAAUGCUGUUGUGAAAGUUGUUUUAUCUAGCAAUGAAGAAGCGAAACUUUCAACAGUUCAUAUUUCUUUGAUUGCUGGCUCUGUAAUUUUUGUUUUCUUAUCUAUUGUUGUCGCUGUUUUCUUAGUCAUAAAUUACAAGAAGAAGAGACUCGCAGCAAUGAAAACUCUUGAUUCGAAUUUGUUGUUCGAAAUCCAAUAA